AUGGCAAUAAAAAAUAAGAGAAUUAAAAAAAAAAAAUCGCAAAUUAAUGGAAUUUUAAAAAAAAAGAAAGUAAAUUUUAUAAAUGAAAAAGAAAAUGAUUUGAGUGACAAUCCGUUUAUGCAAAAGGAAGAAAUUAAACCAUUUAACUUAAAGAUAGAACAUGAAGCAAGUGAAGAUGAAGUUCAAAUAGAUAAAUUUAAAGAAUUACUAAAAAGAAGAAUAAAACAGAUAAAUAAAAUAGUAGAAAAAAAUAAGAAAAAUUUUGAAACAAAUAAAAUGUACGGGGAUGAUAUAGAAAAAUCAGGGAAAAGUUGGUACGAAGACAAAUUAGUUAAUGAUGUUCCAAGGAAGUUAACAAUUAUUUGA
Messenger RNA from Plasmodium gallinaceum, 366 nucleotides. RefSeq names its product conserved Plasmodium protein, unknown function. NCBI's taxonomy places the organism in Eukaryota, Apicomplexa, Aconoidasida, Haemosporida, Plasmodiidae. The transcript has 3 exons. The record is from RefSeq and is a predicted model, not a curated record. The coding region runs from base 1 to 366 and encodes 121 amino acids.